AUGGAUCAUAUGGAUCAGACAUCCGAUCACAUGGAUCGAAUCAAACCCGGUGCCGGUAUUACGUUGCCGAAUCUGACAGCUUGCCGCAAGCCUGAGAUCAAGAGCUUGAACGCAAGCAGCUCUGCUUUGUCGCCAACAAUAACGAUGGGUUCCGGAAUUGUUUCGGGGCUGAGAUAUGCCCAAUCAGGCCGUGCGUUGCUGCAGCUGUCAGGCAACGCUUUUUGCUGCACUUCGGGUCACACUUUCAGUUCACUCUUUCGGGUCGCGCAUGAGGGUGGUUACCAAAUGGGCGGCGACAACGGUGGCAAGAAACUGACUUGUGAUGAUGGCGUCGUGGAGGACAUUCUCCUCGGCUGCUUUGCUGAGUGA
Molecule: messenger RNA, 369 nt
Organism: Ostreobium quekettii
Lineage: Eukaryota; Viridiplantae; Chlorophyta; Ulvophyceae; Bryopsidales; Ostreobiaceae
Source: the annotation of a GenBank genome assembly